Penicillium brevicompactum is the source of this 1152-nucleotide messenger RNA. Its product is annotated as serine/threonine-protein kinase. Gene Ontology annotation, biological process: spliceosomal complex assembly; regulation of mRNA processing; protein phosphorylation. Lineage: Eukaryota; Fungi; Ascomycota; Eurotiomycetes; Eurotiales; Aspergillaceae. Bases 1 to 1152 code for a protein of 383 amino acids. Gene Ontology annotation, molecular function: ATP binding; protein kinase activity. The transcript is spliced from 3 exons. The record is from RefSeq and is a predicted model, not a curated record.
AUGGGUGACGAACGGAGAUUCGAGCCUAUCAGCUUACCCUGUGAAUGGGUGGAGGAUUAUCGACCGGGCGGUUAUCAUCCAGUCAUCCUCGGCGACGUCUUCAACCACCAGUACAAGGUCAUCCGGAAGCUUGGCGACGGCUCCUACUCCACGGUUUGGCUCGCCCAUGACCUGAAUAACAACCGAUAUGUCGCACUGAAGAUACUUGUGUCAGAUGUCUCAGAAUCGACAACCGAGCUACGAAUUUUGCGACAUAUCAAUCAAGUCGCGCCAGUAGAAGGGCCCCAGUAUACCACGCAACUACUAGACGAAUUCGAACACCACGGGCCUAAUGGUCUCCACAAGUGCCUGGUGUUCGAGCCUAUGGGCCCGAGUGUCAACUCAAUGGUCGAGGAGCUGCCGCAGUUUAAACCUCGCAUGCAAGACAUGAAAGUCCGCUAUCCACCUCAAAUGGCAAAGAGGAUUCUUAAGCAAUCUUUACGAGGCCUUGCAUUCCUGUAUGAGAAUGGUAUUGCCCACGGAGACUUCCAGCCGGGAAACAUACUCUUCUCCCUCGAUGAUCUUGACUCGACACCUGAGCACUUGCUCCUACAAGAAAAAGAUGUGGAGGCCAGAUCAAUCUCGCCCUCGGUACAGAGGCUGGACGCUUAUUACUUUACCGACCCACCAACAAAGAUCGUUACUCCAGUCGGUCUUCGAGCACCCGAAUUGAUUCUUAAAGGAGCUGUCAACAAUACUCUUGACACAUGGAGCUUUGGCUGCCUCGUCUUUGAGCUUAUUACCGGACAGCCACUAUUUUGUGUACCGUGGUCUGAUUGGGAAGACGACGAUCAUAUUCUCGCACUCAUUGCUCUGCUUGGUCCACUUCCUGAAGAGUUAUUCAAGAAUUGGAAAACCUCGUCGCUAUACUUCACGCCCGAAAGGAAGCUCUUCAAUUGUCAGCUUGGGGGAGUUGAUCCCGGGAAGGAACCGCUCAUGUUAGAACAGACGACCAUGGAAGAUUGGUUUGAUCAGGCAGGCCCGGAUCUCGGUGAGGAGGAAGCUAACAAAGUGAAAACGCUUAUUCGAUGGAUAUUGCAAUAUGAUCCCGCAAAGAGACCUUCGCCUGCGGAAAUCCUAUCAGAUCGAUGGUUCUGCGCGAUUGACGCCUGA